UCUUCUAUAAUCUUGACCAUCGAGAUGACGGAGAAGGAUAAAAGUAUUUACAUGGCCAAGUUAGCGGAGCAGGCAGAACGUUACGAGGGUAUGUGUGUUCUGUUAGAAUGCAGAGUUGAGCUGAGUUAAGCUAGUUUUUGGAUCUCGGGCUUUGCUGUUUAACUGGCCAGUGUCCUACAAUUUCAUCUGUUUUUAUUGUGCAUUAAUGAAAAUUAUUUCUCUUGGGAAUAGCGAAAUCUUCUUGAUUAAAGUUAGCCCCCGAUUUCGGGGUAGUUUGACAUUUGUUGGUAUUGCACGGCCAGGUAUAUAUUUCAAAACAUUGGAUGACAUCUUUGUUUACCUCAGUAUGCUGUCGCUAUGUAUAAUCCAUAGCAAUAUCUAUUACGUGUUUGACGGAUGUGAAAGGCCGUGUCUACUGCCUUUUUCAGAAAUGGUAAAAGAAAUGAAGAAAGUGGUCAAUGCCGGAGAACCUCUCACCGUAGAGGAACGCAAUUUGUUGUCAGUAGCCUUCAAAAACGUUAUUGGUGCAAGAAGAGCUUCUUGGCGCGUUCUGUCAAGUGUAGAAAAAAACCAAGAAGAGUCCCAUGACGAAAAAUCCCCAAAUAAACUACAAUCAAUCAAAGAAUACAGACAAAAAGUUGAAAAGGAAUUACGAGAAAUUUGCGAGGAUAUUUUAAAGUUGCUAGAGAAAACACUCGUCCCCAUGGCGGUCGAUACAGAGUCGAAGGUCUUUUACAAUAAAAUGUAAGUACAGUACUGUACAGCCCAUAGUUAGACUUUUUAUUUUAAUAUUUAACAUAUUUUGCUACUUUUAUUCCGUCAUUAAAAACUGUUUUGGUGGAGAAAAUAGCAGGCCCCUGACCUGUCGAGAGCCCCUAGACAUUUGUUAUUCUUUUUACAUCUACCCUUUUGAAAAGUGUUAACUUGCGUUCAAGUACUUUAUCAGAACGAGAACGUUGUAGGGUUUACCCGUUGUAGGAAUGUUCCGUUUUUUCCUAUAUAUUUUUUCUGUCUGGUUAUUGUGCCCAGUAUCCAGUGACUAAAUGAAAUAAGUUAGGGAAAGCUUUCCUUACAACGCCAUCCAUUAAUUAUUUAGUGCUUCUUCAAAUAGAUGUAAAAUUUAACACUAAACAGUUUAUUUUGUCGAUGAAGUAUUAGAGCAGCUAAAACGUAAUUGUUGAUACACUAUUUAACUUUGAAAGGCUGCUUCGUUUUGUGAUAGAAUAUCUUUAAUUUCUAAGCCUUUGCAUGUUGUAACAUUUAUAAUUUUUCAAAUGCUAACAUUAGCAGAAAUGAUUUACCCAAAUUUAAAGAGUUUUGUGGGAGACACCAUGUUGGAUAGGCACCAACAUAGUGGCCAGAAAUUAACCGAAACACCUGUCGCAGAGUUUUCCUACGAAAGCAUGAAUUCGUCUCUCAAGGCACUCAUAAACAUUAAAGCAAUACUUUUUCUAAUACAAUAACCGUUCUGAUGGCAAAAUCCCCCAAAAUAAGUCACUUUUUUAACCUACACAUCAGCUCUCUUGGCCCCCAUAAUAUACAGAUGUUUCGGUUAAUUUCUGGCCACUAUGUUAGUGCCUAUCCAACAUGGUGUCUCCUACAAAGCUCUUUGAAUUUGGGUAAAUCAUUUCUCCUAAUAUUAACAUUUGAAAAAUUGCACUGACCUGAAUCUUGGCAAGGGCCUUUACAUUUCAACCUUCUCUCAUUUCCCUGUUUCUCGAUUUCAUCUAUUGAAAAGUUUAGAUUUCAAUUUUUGUUGGUGUGACAGUGAAAACAAACAAUAGGGCCGAUGGCAUUUGGAAAACUUGCAUAAUUCAAUCAGUAAUAUCGUCUUUUUAUUAUUCAAAAGUUUUAGUCAAUCAUUGAUUGUACAGGUCUUUCAAUAUACAAAUGCAUUAAUUAUAACCCCCUUUUCGUUAACAGAGGUCAGCUCUAGAUCCAAGCAUACUACCUUAUGCGAAAGUUGCAUGUUAAUGAUUUUGUUUUGGCUGAGGGGCGCCUGAGUUUUACAUUAGAGACCUCAAGAUUGAGGUUUUUUGGCAUUUUGGGGAAUCGUGAAUUUCAAAAAGUCACAUUACCAGGGCCUUGCUGUCAGGUUUGCAGUUUGAGGUUCAUGUUUGUAGGUCUAGACCAUGCUCCAGAAAAAAGUGAUUUACUGCAAGGUUUUCUGCACCCUAAAACAUCACAAUCCUACAUUUGAGAAGAAACUCUUCUAAUUUAUAAGACAAUUUCUCAGCCUAAAUAGGAGUAAGUGGAUGAAUGAAAGCAAACAUGGCAGCCACGAGCUACCACCUGUGAAUCUUACAGUACCGCUCAAAAGUAGGUAGACACUCAAAACUCGAGACUCGAUCCUCACAUCUCGAAGCUCGAACGCUUCGAGUUUCGAGAUGCGAGGAUCGAGUCUCAAGUUUCGAGGAUCCAAGAAGCUAGGUUUUCUGAAAGAACAAUGUUGUACAGUCACGUAGCCAUUCAGAUAUUCGCACCGUCGAUCAGUGCUUGCUGUGCGGUGUUCUGUAACUGUUUGAAUUGUCGGGGUUCGGCAAGCUUUCAUUAAGUGUAAAACGAUGUUUUCAUUUUCGAAGAUUUAUCCUGCAUGUACAGUGUAUGUAGCCUUUGCUUGCCAUGUUCUGAGAUUUUCGCAGAUGAACAGUGCCGCUCGGCAAUUCAUUCUGUGAAUUAAGGUUGUCAUGGUUUUAUGCAAAUCUUGAUGAAGAUUACAACAUUUGAGUUGUUAAAUUUGCUUGUUUGGCAAGCUUUAACUUCUUUUGUGUAAAGGCGGUUUAGGACAUGUAGCCUUUCACUUGAUAAUUUGAAAACUUGGCGAUUCCGGGGCUUGUCGCGCAUUUGGUGUAUGUAAUAAUGUUCAUAAAGCCAUGAGAAACUACGUUUGUUCUAGAAAGCGAAAUUUUCACGUGCACGUUCAGUCGAUACCAUGGCUUGUCACACUGUUACUGUUUGUAAAUAGGCAAAUCUACGAUUAGUCACACAAUAAUUUCACGGAAAACUUUAUUUGUAACAAAAAGUGACUUUUUCACGAGCAUUUGAGUUAUUAAAUUUUUCAUUAGUCAAUUUCACAUAAUAAUUAGGUUACAUAAAUUAUUUAUGUAACCUUUCAUUCGCCAUGUUCAUUCGAAAACACGGCUCAGCGACUCCGUGAAUUAUAAAACUGGCUUUUAUGCAAAUCUAGCUGAUGUCACCGGAAACUUUGUUUGCUGAGGCGAGAUUUUAACACAUGAUCAUUUGAAUAUUGAAAAAAAGGUCCAAACUCGUUUUGUUCAAACAACAGAAAGUGACAAGGAAUGCACGAGCACAGGCACUCUGCAAAAAAUUGGAAAAGUAGUUGUCACGUGAUUCGGAGUUUGACAGACAGACAGACCUCCUGGUAUCGAUUUGUGAGAUAGAUAAGAUCUAGUUUUCAGAUCGAAGCGUGUGAAGCUGUGAUCUUGUUUUGGAACGACUAAAGAAGAUUUAUGGUUGAAAAAUUUGGUUUGAGUACAUUUAUCUACAGAGUCGGUUAGUUAUUGUUCGCUUUCAAACAGAGGCUCUUUUUACCACUAGACUGACGUAAGAACGAUGGAAAGUCAAAAAGAAUUACGGCUGUAUGCUGUGCACGAGUGAUGUUAAUAUGGUGGUUUCUAGUACGGGGUUGUUUCUUUGUUGUUUACUUUUUGAAAGCUAUUACAUAUAUGUAUCUUGCCUGCCUUCACUUCUAAAAAGCAAGUUUCAAAAGGACUAUUAGCAAGAGACCAGAAGCAAACAUUUUCGCCUUCAAAACGUGAGCUUCGCUUAUGCAAAAGUGAACAAGUCUCACCCAAUGCACGGAGCUGUGAUUUUUAGAAUGAAAGGUAAGUGUACACUUUUAGAGGGAGCGCUUUCUCGACUCGAAAUUUAAAACUCGAUCCUCGAUCCUCGAAACUCCAGACUCAAUCCUCUAGAUGCAAGACUCUAUCCUCGAAAGUUUCGAGAAUCGAGUCUCACGUCUCUCAAUUUACUUUUGAGUGGUACUGUAAGUCCCAAAUGUGGGCAGACAGGUGACGUGAAACCGCUAACCACAAACCGCAGUCUGUCGUAUGCAGUAAAAUGACCAACGUGGAUCUUAAGGUCUCUAUUCACUCACGUAUCCUUAUGAGGGAACCCUUGGUAUAAGCUUCUCACGCUCAUGAGCAUUAACUUGCACUGUUAUUCUAUCAAUUCUCAAUGUCUUUAUGUGUAUUUGCGCUACUAGUAUCUUUUUCAUGAGCAGUGGGGUGGUUUAAAUUUCCAUAUAAAUAUAGAAUAAAUAAUGAUUAUUUUUAGCUUGCCCAGGGUUUGAACUUGCUUACGUGUGACCCGUUAUAUCAGAUGAGACUCUGAAUAUUAGUCCACUGGUAUAUUUUAAGUCUGUCAAAAAGGAAAAUUGGGUUUUACGCAAAAAAAAAGGACCAAAAAAAAAAGAAAAAAAAGGUUUUUCUUGUGAGACUGACCUGCCUCAAUUAGUUUGCUACCUGCAGGUCAGUGGGAUUGAUUGUGAAUAGUUUAUUAUAUAUAAAUUAAGUUUGUGGUAGGUGGGCCUUGAAAGUGUAAUGUGGUCCAUUAAAAGUCCUUGAUAUGUCCUUAAAAAAUAAUUAUUGCAAAUUUUUGUAUGAACCCUGUGGUAGGAUUUUGGUGGUCAGGGUGAUCAUUCAUUUAGUUCGCUAAUGGUGUGAGGUGCCAAGUAUCCCACAUAAAAUUCAAAAUUCAUGUAUGUGCUGGCACUGAUGAUGGUUUUAACUUUGCAGGAAAGGCGAUUACCAAAGAUAUAUGGCUGAAUUUAGUACAGACAAAGAAAAAAAAGAGGCUGCAGAGAAGGCACUUGUGGCAUACAAGGACGCCACUGAUUUAGCAAAAGAUUUAGAAGCCACUCAUGCUAUCCGUCUGGGUUUGGCCCUCAAUUUUUCAGUCUUCUAUUACGAGAUCCUUAACUCACCACCACAGGCCUGUAAACUGGCCAAACAAGCUUUUGAUGAGGCUAUUGCCAACCUUGAUUCACUUAAUGAAGAUUCUUACAAAGACAGCACACUGAUUAUGCAGCUUCUUAGAGAUAACUUGACACUUUGGACUUCAGAUACACAAGGGGAAGGUGAGUUGCAACACUGCUGCAAUCCUAGCCUGCAAAUACAGCUGUCUCUCUUUGCUCCCCGUUGCUAG
Messenger RNA from Porites evermanni, 5166 nucleotides. The record is from the annotation of a GenBank genome assembly. NCBI's taxonomy places the organism in Eukaryota, Metazoa, Cnidaria, Anthozoa, Scleractinia, Poritidae.